GCUUUCCAAAUAUUGGGUGGAGAAUCACAGAUUGUUCAGAUAAUGUUGAAAUCAGAAGAGAAGGUUACUGCAAAGCCUGGUACAAUGUGCUACAUGUCUGGUUCCAUUCAAAUGGAAAACAUUUAUGUCCCUGAAAAUGAAGGGGGCUUGUGGCAAUGGAUUUUUGGGAAGAGUUUGACCAGUAUAGUGCUCUUUAACUCUGGUCCUGAUGAUGGAUUUGUAGGCAUUGCGGCACCAUCCCCUGGUCGGAUACUUCCGAUUGACUUGGCAAAAUUUGGCGGAGAAAUAAUUUGCCAGCCAGAUGCGUUUCUUUGUUCUGUUAAUGAUGUCACUGUCACCAGCAUCUCGGAACAGAGGCCGCGCAAUGUUGUGUUUGGUACAGAGAUACUUUUGAAACAAAAGCUGUCAGGCCAAGGUCUGGCAUUUCUGGUAGCUGGUGGAUCUGUUGUACAGAAAAUUCUUGAUGUUGAUGAAGUACUAGUAGUUGAUGCUGCCUGCAUAGUUGCCAUGACAACCACCAUCAGCUUCCAACUAAAGCACUCCAAUCCAACAAGAAGAAUUAUAUUCGGAGGUGAGAGCCAGAACCAAUUGACAGCUGUGCUAACGGGCCCAGGCAUCGUCUUUGUUCAGAGUUUACCCUUCCCCCGACUUUCUCAGCGUAUAGCAAGAUCUGUCACCAGCCCGAACUUGAGGGAAAACCCGAAGUUCUUUGCUCAGAUUGUGACCUUCCUCUUUCUUGCAUAUGUUAUAAUUGUAGCUUCUCUAGUUUUAACGGAUGUUUAGCUUGUUUUACUCUUCCCCCCCCAAAUUUUCUCUGGUUAUAUAGUCAUAUUGAUAACCGAUUUUUCUUUGGGUCGUUAAAACAGUUAUGAUAGAGUGAUUUGUUCUGGAGGCUUUGAGCUCAAAAGUGUAAUACCGUAUAGAGUGGCUGCCAAUGAUUUACAACAGAGGGGGAGUUUGUGAUAGAUCAUAUUUGUUUGCUUAAAAAUCACAUUUAUUUCCAUUGAAAGUAGACAUUUAAAUUUUUAGUUUU
Molecule: messenger RNA, 1033 nt
Organism: Dioscorea cayenensis subsp. rotundata (Guinea yam)
Lineage: Eukaryota; Viridiplantae; Streptophyta; Magnoliopsida; Dioscoreales; Dioscoreaceae
Exons: 9
Coding region: 43-783 (246 amino acids)
Source: RefSeq, a predicted model, not a curated record